Molecule: messenger RNA, 950 nt
Organism: Carcharodon carcharias (great white shark)
Lineage: Eukaryota; Metazoa; Chordata; Chondrichthyes; Lamniformes; Lamnidae
Gene: ormdl2
Product: ORMDL sphingolipid biosynthesis regulator 2
Exons: 5
Coding region: 203-664 (153 amino acids)
Biological process (GO): intracellular sphingolipid homeostasis; negative regulation of ceramide biosynthetic process; ceramide metabolic process
Cellular component (GO): endoplasmic reticulum membrane
Source: RefSeq, a predicted model, not a curated record
AGCUGAGGUAGGCGGACUUGGCGGUGACAGGUUAGGUUGAGCAGUGGAGGCCUUCCUGAUCGUAGUUGAAGGAGCUGUUGACCAGGGUGUCUGACCUUUCCCUGCAGGGACCAAGCUCAUAAAACUUGGGUGAAGAUUGGUAACAGUCAAUGAUUUGGAACUCCAACUACACCUAGGGAGAGAUUAAACAGUAGGAGACAGGAUGAAUGUUGGUGUCGCUCACAGUGAGGUUAAUCCAAACACCCGGAUAAUGAACAGCCGGGGAAUCUGGCUGGCCUACCUCAUUUUAGUCGGAAUUCUCCACGUCGUCCUGCUGAGCAUUCCAUUCUUCAGCAUUCCUGUGGUGUGGACUCUCACUCAUGUCAUCCACAACUCGGCAAUGUAUUGGUUUCUACACACGGUUAAAGGAACACCGUUUGAGACUCCAGACCAGGGCAAGGCACGAUUGCUUACACACUGGGAGCAAAUGGAUUAUGGGAUCCAGUUUACAUCUUCACGGAAGUUUCUCACCAUCACUCCAAUAAUUCUGUAUAUGCUGGCAAGUUUCUACACUAAAUAUAACGUUGUUCAUUUCCUGGUGAACACCACAUCUUUGCUCACUGCGCUCAUUCCCAAACUCCCGCAGCUGCAUGGUGUCCGAAUCUUUGGCAUCAACAAAUAUUGAAUGGGUGCAUGACCACUGGGCAAAUGCUGAAAGGUGAUGCUGCCAGUAGCUCCAAACAGCCUCAGAAAGGGGCCAGCAUGAGCAAUGGGCACAAUGUACUGAGACAAUGGACAAUGAAGGAACUGCUGGCACUACCUCUCGAAACAUCAACUGUUCUCCUACCUGCGCAAGUGAAAGACUUUGUAUGUAUGAGUUGUGCUCCUGUGCAUAAGCUGCUCAUGUAUAAUUUUAUAUUUUUUUUCCUUCUUUGCAUUAAUUGUACACAUAUAAAAGAGGUUUAUGUCAA